AUGGAUCUUGUAAAACUUGAAGAACUAAUGUCAGAUGAUAUUGAAAUAAUUGUGCAACAAUUUUUGGAGCUCCACAGUGAUGAGGCCAUCAGUUCUUCUCGACAAAAGGUGAAAUGCAAGUACAUUGAAAGGUCUCGUGAAGAUGGUGACAAUCGUAUAUGGAACAAUUAUUUUGCUCCCAAUCCAGUGUUCCCCGAGCAUUUCUUUAGAAGACGAUUUCGGAUGAGCAUUCGUCUGUUUAAUCGAAUUGUUGAGAGGUUAAAAGAACAUAAUAAGUGGUUUUCACAGAGAUUUGACGCAAUAGGUAGAAAGGGUUUUUCACUUCAACAAAAAUGCACAUCAGUUAUUCGUCAGUUGGCAUACGGCGUAGCAGCUGAUGAAAUUGAUGAAUAUGUACGCAUUGGUGAGUCUACCGCUAUCCUUUGUUUACAAAAGUUUUGUAGUUCAAUUAUUGAAAUAUUUGGAGAAGAAUGCCUUAGAUAA
Molecule: messenger RNA, 483 nt
Organism: Helianthus annuus (common sunflower)
Lineage: Eukaryota; Viridiplantae; Streptophyta; Magnoliopsida; Asterales; Asteraceae
Exons: 1
Coding region: 1-483 (160 amino acids)
Source: RefSeq, a predicted model, not a curated record